AUGGACUGGAGUCAAGUAGAUGUCAAUAGAGUGUUUACUGAUAGUAUAGUCAUUUCAAAUCCCGAUAGACUUCCUUUUUAUCGUUACGCUGUUAUAGACAAAUCUUACAGUGACGAGGGGUUUUAUGAUGUGACAGUUGGACCUGUUGUAUGUAAAUCAGGAAAUUUGACCUGUCCUGGAUUAUAUAGAUGUCAACAGUCAACCACUUGUUUGUUAUUUGAUGAGGUUUGUGACAACAUUAGACAAUGUCCUCAUGGGGAUGAUGAAGUUGGAUGUUAUGUCACAUGUCCUAUUGGGUGUUCAUGUGAAGGUUUAGCAAAUUGGUUAUUUAUUAUGAAUCUUGGUGUUGCAGACAUGUUGAUGGGUGUGUACCUAGGGAUCAUUGCUUUUGUUGAUAUGUACUACUCUGGAAACUACAUUUUACAUGACAGAGAAUGGCGAGAUAGUACUGUAUGUAAAUUUGCAGGUAUCCUUGCGGCCAUUUCAUCUGUGGUCCCGAUUUUUGAAACGGCAUAUUUUAAUAUGUUUUAUUCCAGAACAGCAGUUUGUUUGGCUUUACCAUUUUCCCGACAGAAAGUCAGCGGAUGGGAAUAUUCAACAGCUAUUUUCGUGUUUUUCAAUUGUACUGCGUUUAUUGUAAUAGCUUGGUGCCAAUUGUCAAUUUACCAAAUAGCUAAAAGUAGUAAUAGAAUAAUGACGAAGAGGACAAAACAAGACCUAACACUGGCUAGACGAUUAUUCUUAAUUGUUUUAACGGACUUUCUAUGUUGGUUUCCCGUUGGAAUAAUGGGUAUACUAGCAAUGGCUGGUCAAGUAUUUCCGUCAGAAGUUUAUUCUUGGGUAGCUGUAUUUGUGAUGCCACUAAAUGCAGCAUUGAACCCUUUUCUUUAUACGUUUUCAACAAUAAAGCAGAUGCAUCUGAUGAAAUUUGCAUGGCUUCUGUAUUUAUCAACAAUGCACAGAUUCUUCAGACGAGGCACAUAA
Molecule: messenger RNA, 984 nt
Organism: Mytilus californianus (California mussel)
Lineage: Eukaryota; Metazoa; Mollusca; Bivalvia; Mytilida; Mytilidae
Product: G-protein coupled receptor GRL101-like
Exons: 6
Coding region: 1-984 (327 amino acids)
Biological process (GO): G protein-coupled receptor signaling pathway
Cellular component (GO): membrane
Molecular function (GO): protein binding; G protein-coupled receptor activity
Source: RefSeq, a predicted model, not a curated record